AUGUAUUCCCUGUAUUUCACUGCGGCUCUUGCAAUCCUGCCAACGAUUAUUCUAGCAGCACCACAUAACAUCUCAUGUCCUGCGACACCUUCACCACUUCCUAAGGAAGCCAGCUUCGAUGUAGUGUCCACGCUGCCAGAUCCAUUCCUGUACCUCGAUGGCAAGACUCGUGUCAAGACCAAGGAAGAAUGGUUUGCCUGUCGUCAACCGGAGAUCAUGCAUUUCCUGGAAGAGUAUCAGUAUGGAUACUAUCCAGAUCAUUCGCUGGAGACUGUGACCGCCACAAGAUCAGGAAAGACUGUGAAUGUUGUGGUUGCAGUCGGGUCCACGAAGGCAACAAUCGCUGCCACGGUCAAUCUUCCAACUGGAGCAUCUGCGUCUAGUCCUGUUCCAGUAGUUAUCUCGAUUGGCGGAAUGGACAAUGCUGCGUAUCUUGCAAAAGGAAUUGCUGUUGUCACUUUUGAUUAUUCAGCCGUUGCAUCUGACAGCAACAGCAAGACCGGAUCUUUCUGGACAGUCUAUAAGGGCAGAGAUGUUGGAACCCUCCUCGCAUGGGCGUGGGGCUUCCAUCGAGUUCUUGAUGGUUUGAUAAUCGCAGCACCGGAAAUCGAUUCUAAGAGAGUUGGAGUGACAGGCUGUUCGCGUCUUGGGAAAGCUGCCCUUGCAGCAGGACUAUUUGAUCAACGAAUAACCGUCACCAUGCCGAUGAGCAGUGGAGUACAAGGACUUGGACCCUAUCGAUAUCACGCAUUGAGCGGACAAGAUGAGACGCUAGAGAACUCCAAGUCAGGUGCCCCAUGGUGGAGUGAUAGCACUCUUGGGACUUUCGUGAAUAAUUCUGAACGGCUGCCCUAUGAUGCCCAUACCAUUGCUGCAGCUAUUGCACCGAGGGCCUUGAUCAUAGACCAGGGUCGAUCUGAUCCGUAUACCAACAGCAAGGGUACAGCUAUUGUGGUAUAUCCAGCGGUGAAGUUGGUGUACGACUUCGUUGGACUAAAUGGUACAACCUUGGGAGCAGGACAGCCGAAGAGCCAGAUCGGGAUGGCUCUGAGAGACGGAGGACAUUGUGAUAAUUCUGGAUACUCAAAUGUCCUGCCCUUCGUCCAAGAAGUGUUUUUCGGUACUGCAACCACCAGAAACUAUGAUGAUCUUACCCCUUGGACGGCAAUGACAACUGCAUAUCCAUGGUCGACGAGCAUUCCAUCAUAGAAGAGGAACAGAAUUAUAUAUCGAAAUC
Messenger RNA from Mollisia scopiformis, 1237 nucleotides. RefSeq lists its product as uncharacterized. Bases 1 to 1209 code for a protein of 402 amino acids. The record is from RefSeq and is a predicted model, not a curated record. Lineage: Eukaryota; Fungi; Ascomycota; Leotiomycetes; Helotiales; Mollisiaceae. The transcript is spliced from 3 exons.